Messenger RNA from Annulohypoxylon maeteangense, 1866 nucleotides. RefSeq names its product DEAD-domain-containing protein. Gene Ontology annotation, molecular function: ATP binding; RNA binding; RNA helicase activity. Lineage: Eukaryota; Fungi; Ascomycota; Sordariomycetes; Xylariales; Hypoxylaceae. The record is from RefSeq and is a predicted model, not a curated record. Gene Ontology annotation, biological process: rRNA processing. Bases 1 to 1866 code for a protein of 621 amino acids. The transcript is spliced from 3 exons. Gene Ontology annotation, cellular component: nucleolus.
AUGUCGAAGCAUCGCCUUGAAGACGCCGAGGAAGUGGAGGCCGCGACUCUCCCGCGCAAGAAGUCCAAGAAGGAGAAGAAAGAUAAGAAGGACAAGAAGGAUCGCAAGGAAAAGCUAAGAGAUCUAGAAUCGGCUUCUUCGACUCCAGCAGAUUCAACCCUCGAGGCAACGGUAUCAGAAGUCGACGGCGAGGUUAAGACGAAGAAAAAGGACAAGAAAGAUAAAAAAGACAAGAAAGACAAGAAGAAGGCCAUGAAGAUUGAGGCUGAAUUAAAGGGUGAACAAGCUCCUGAGGGCGAGUUAAAUGGUGAGGAGGAUGAAAAGAAAGACACCCCCGAAGUGAUCAGCGAAGCGCCUUCUCGCGACGAAGUAGAUACGGAUCGUAAAUCGAAGAAGGAAAGGAAGGAGAAGAAAGACAAGAAAGACAAGAAGAAGCGCAAGACAGAAGAUACAAAUACAAGCGGCACAGUUAAUGGGACUAAUGGCAACACAAAUGGUACUGUCAACGGUUCAACGACAUCCGCGCUUUCUGCCUUACCCGAAGCUGAUAUCACGGCCUUCUUGGACAAGCAUCAGAUCACCGUCAACGAUCCUCUUUCAUCUGACCCUCUCCGGCCCAUAAUGGAGUUCUCCCAUCUACCAUCUUCUGCCAUUGUCGAUAAGAACCCCUUCGCUUCCUUCAAGGCCCCAACACCCAUCCAAGCCGCAUCAUGGCCUUUCGGUUUGUCAGGUCGCGAUAUUGUUGGUGUAGCGGAGACUGGUUCUGGAAAGACCAUUGCUUUUGGUCUACCUCUUAUCUCUUCUGUCCUUGGAAUGCCCAAGUCUAAAGGGGCUGGCAGGAUACGAGCGGUUGUUGUAUCGCCUACCCGAGAAUUAGCAAUGCAAACCAACGAACAGUUGACCAAUCUCGGAGAGCUUGUUGGCUUAAAGACCGUCUGCGUAUAUGGUGGCGCGCCCAAAGACGAACAGAGAUUCCUGCUGAGGAAGGCGGAUGUCAUUGUUGCGACCCCUGGCCGACUGAAGGACUUCUUGGAAGAGGGCGCCAUCAAGUUAGAAGAGGCUAGAUUUGUGGUGCUAGACGAGGCUGACCGUAUGUUGGAUAAGGGAUUCGAAGAUGAUAUCAAGAGAAUCAUCGGGUGCACGCCUAAGAAGGAGGAGCGCCAAACCCUCAUGUUCACAGCGACAUGGCCGCAGAGUGUACAGGCGCUCGCAUCCACAUUCAUGGUGUCGCCGGUCAAGAUCCAGAUAGGCGGAAACGAGAGUGGCGACUUGCAGGCGAACGCGAGAAUUGAGCAGCGUGUCGAGGUUGUGGAUCCUCGGGGCAAGGAAACUCGUUUGCUGCAGCUGUUGAAGGCUCAGCCCAAAAAUGAGCGAGUCCUGGUCUUUUGCUUGUAUAAAAAGGAGGCUACUCGGGUCGAAGGUUUCUUACAGCAGCGCGGCAUCAAGGUGGUCGGCAUUCACGGUGAUCUUAGACAAGAGCAGAGAACUCGCAGUCUCGAGGCGUUUAAGACAGGACAGACACCAGUUCUAGUUGCCACGGAUGUUGCAGCGCGAGGUCUGGACAUUCCCGAGGUCAAGCUUGUGAUCAAUCUCACUUUCCCUCUCACCAUCGAAGAUUACGUUCAUCGUAUUGGUCGUACAGGACGAGCAGGUAAAACCGGUCUGGCUAUCACGCUCUUUACUGAGCACGACAAGGCACACUCUGGAGAGUUGAUCAAUAUCCUCAAGCAAGCCGAACAACCGGUACCUGAGGAUCUUCUCAAGUUUGGAACCACCGUCAAGAAGAAGGCUCACGGCACUUACGGCGCGUUCUUCAAGGAUGUCGACAUGACGCAAAAGGGCACGAAGAUCACGUUUGAUGAUUAA